GUCGCAACCCAGUUUAGACGACCUGCACCGGCGUCAAUGGAUUCACCGCUCGCCACACAACUCUUUCGCCAGCUCUUCUCCCACCGAGCAGCGCAAUGCCUGGCCCGUGGAGCUCGACCGGCGCUCACGGGCGUGCGUGCACCCCAGCUGCAGCGCCGAGGGAAGGCCACACGACUGGGUGAGGGGGAGACAAGCAGAGAGAGCAGAUGGACGCCGAGGAAGAAUGCGUUUCCGCAGGAGAGGACGGAGGAAUUCGAGCGAUACCCUAUGGUCACAUCAGAUAUGCUGCGCAGCAGGAGGGAGCGGCCACGGAGAGUGAGGAUGCUGAUGCGCGACUUCAUCGAAGACAGCCUCUACAAUCCGAGUUACGGCUACUUCUCUAAGCAAGUCGUCAUCUUCUCGCCUGGUGAUCCGUUUAACUUCAACGCUAUGAAGUCAGAGCACGAGUUCUUUCAGCAGCUGCGGCACCGCUACACCGACUUCGAGGAUGCGCUCGACCUGCAAGAGCCGAAUGAACUGCGCCAGCUCUGGCACACACCGACCGAGCUCUUCUCGCCAUACUACGGAGAAGCGCUGGCGCGGUACUUGGUGGAGGAUUACAAGUACAAUUUCUUCCCGUACCAAGAUCUGAUCAUCUACGAAAUGGGCGCAGGAAACGGAACAAUGAUGCUGAACAUUCUGGACUACAUAAGAGAUGUACACCCGGACGUAUACGAGCGGACGAAAUAUCGAAUCAUCGAAAUCUCGAGCCAACUCGCAGACCUGCAGCAGAAAGGGCUGGGACAUUCGGCCUACGCAAGAGGGCACUCAGACAAAGUCGAGAUUGUGAACCGCUCCAUCUUCGAUUGGAACCAAUACAUCUCCUCGCCCUGCUACUUCCUUGCCCUUGAGGUGUUCGACAACUUCGCCCACGAUGCCCUGAAGUACGAUAACGAGACUGGCUCCCCGUACCAGUCGCACGUCGUCGUUGACCCGCGCGGCGAGAUGUUCGAAUACUACUCUCGCACCCUCGAUCCUGUAGUUAUGCAGUUCCUGGAACGGCGACACGCAGCGUGCGAAUCCUAUCCCCACCCGCUCCAAGGCUCACGUCUGAUGCAGAGCAUGAAGAGCCUGGUGCCCUUCCGGACAAACCUCAGUCAACCGGAGUACAUACCAACACGACUCAUGCAAUUCUUCCACAUCCUCGCGUCCAAAUUCCCCAAUCACAAGCUCAUCAGCUCCGAUUUCGACAAGCUAGGCGAAGCAGUCGAAGGCAUCAACGCGCCGGUCGUGCAGACGAGGUACAAGAGGCAAAUGAUUCCCGUCUCUACGCCUUUGGUUCACCAAGGCUACUUCGAUAUCCUCUUCCCCACUGACUUUGAGGUCAUGGAGCCCAUGUACACAGCCAUCACGGGCAAGUUCGCCCGCACAUACACACACGAGGAUUUCAUGGCAGGCAGAGCGGACAUCGCAGAGACAAGCACGAAGAAUGGGGACAAUCCGCUAGUGAGUUGGUACAAGAAUGCGAGUGUCAUGAUUACUAUGUAAGAGUUAUGGCAUGGUAUGAUCUAAGGGUAGGGGGUCCUGUAGGAUUGCAAUAACCGGACGUGCACUAUUGCUGCUAAACACCUUAUGCGCAUAUCUGGACCUUAAAGGUCGUGUGGCAUCUCAUGCGCUUGACGUCUUCUGCCGGUGCAUGCAUGCCGGCCGUGGGUUGCACGAUUGAUAGCAGGAGGGGCCGGUUGUAAGCUUCUUGGGCCCUGACGGAGGAAACGAGCAUGCAUGUGUACACUACCAACUAACUCACCUCUUUGGAAGACUAC
Molecule: messenger RNA, 1802 nt
Organism: Didymella exigua CBS 183.55
Lineage: Eukaryota; Fungi; Ascomycota; Dothideomycetes; Pleosporales; Didymellaceae
Product: DUF185-domain-containing protein
Exons: 2
Coding region: 37-1527 (496 amino acids)
Cellular component (GO): mitochondrion
Molecular function (GO): protein-arginine omega-N symmetric methyltransferase activity
Source: RefSeq, a predicted model, not a curated record